AUGUAUAAUACUGCCCUAUACUCCCUGCUGUGGUCCGCUUUAGCGACAUCUUCCAACGCCUUGCCUGGACCUGUUGGUCCCAAAGCUCAGCACAAAGGACCAUGCCCCGGAAACACACCGUCUACUCGAGAUCAAUGGUGUGGAUAUGACAUACACAGCGAUUACUACUCGGUUGUUCCUGAUACGGGUGUGACAAGAGAGUACUGGCUUGAAAUCAGUGAGAUCACCUUUGCUCCUGAUGGAGUUGAGAGAUUCGCCCAAGCUAUCAAUGGGUCAAUACCAGGUCCAACAAUGUUUGCUGAUUGGGGCGACAACGUCAUCGUCCAUUUGACAAGCAACCUCAAAACGUCCACCAAUGGUUCAUCUUUCCACUUCCACGGCACUCAUCAAAACUACACAAACCCUCAAGAUGGUGUCGUGGCCAUCACGCAAUGUCCAACUGCCCCUGGCCACUCGAUAACAUACAAAUGGCGAGCUACCCAAUAUGGCACCUCAUGGUAUCAUUCGCACUUUGGUCUUCAGACUUAUGACGGUGUCUAUGGUGGCUUGAUCAUCCGUGGACCAGCAAGCGCCAACUACGAUGAGGAUGUUGGAACUAUCAUGCUCAGCGAUUGGUCACACAAAACUGUGAAUCAAAUCCUUCCUCAAGUUCAGAGGGAAGGUCCCGCUUUGAUGGAUAAUGUCCUCAUCAACGGUACCAACGUGUAUGGAAAAGAAGGCGAAAAGAACCAGACUGGCAAGAGAUUCAAAUUGAACUUUGAAGAGGGCAAGACAUAUCGUCUACGUCUCGUCAACACCGGUAUCGAUACUCUAUAUAAGUUCUCUAUCGACCACCACACACUAAAGGUCAUCGCCGUGGACUUUGUUUCCAUCGAGCCAUACGAGACCGACCACGUCAACCUCGCCAUUGGUGAACGUAUGGAUAUACUAGUCAGUGCCAACCAGGCCUUGAAAGCAUCCUCCUUUUGGCUCCGUGCCAUCCCUCAGCUCGACUGCACCAGAAACGCCAAUCCUGAGAAUGCCCUUGGUAUUGUAUCUUACUCAUCCAACAGCUCAACGCCUACUACCAAGGGAUUGAAGUAUGAGGACCACUGCCAAGAUGAGCCUUUCGAAAGCUUAGUCCCUGUAGUUCCGCGUAACGUUGGGCCUCCAGACAUGGAAGUCGUUGAGAACGCCAACCGCUCCUGGAACUCAGACGGCAUCAUCAAGUGGUCACUCAAUAGCACUACCAUGAUCGCUGAAUGGGAUCACCCUUCUCUUCUCAAACUUGGCACAAACACCUCAUUCACCGAGUCCAAUGCAGUCAUCCGUGUCCCGAAGAAGGAUGCCUGGGUUUACCUUGCCAUUGAGACGGAGUUAGACAUUUCCCACCCAAUUCACCUCCAUGGCUUCGAUUAUCAGAUUCUAGCUCAGGGCACUGGGCCGUACGGGCCCAAUGUCACACUCAAAACAGACAAUCCACCACGCCGUGACACUGCCCUCCUGCCCGCCAAGGGACAUUUAGUCAUUGCUUUCCUGACCGACAACCCUGGCGUGUGGCUCAUGCAUUGCCAUAUAGGAUGGCACGCCGCUGAGGGCUUUUCGCUACAGUUUGUGGUACGGGAGGAUGAAAUCCCCGACCUAAUAUCGGAACAAGAACACAAGGACAUUGAGGAGGGGUGCAAGGCAUGGCAUGAUUUCUCUCAUACGAUGAAGAUGGACCAAGACGAUUCAGGAAUUUAA
Messenger RNA from Fusarium sp. VM40, 1722 nucleotides. The record is from the annotation of a GenBank genome assembly. Lineage: Eukaryota; Fungi; Ascomycota; Sordariomycetes; Hypocreales; Nectriaceae.